AUGCAGGCAUAUCGCGACAAUCCGUUUGAACCAAAUCAAAGUUCAUCAGAUCUCAACGAAUACUACCAAACCAGUCGGUCACCUUCCAACGCAGGGCGAUCUCAAGCAGGCUUCAACAACAUCCCACUGAGACCCACGGCUGCCUCAGGUUCUGGGACCUAUACACCGUUGGGUGCAAAUCAACCUUUCUCUGCAGAAUCCACCGACAAUCUGGCGUCCCAAAAUCCAUUCGGAACCCCUCCGCCGAGUAGGCAAGGCAUGGCUGCACCGGGAGGGUACAGUGACUUGAAUUCAGUGAACCAUGUAGGAAGCAGCGAGCCCAAACUAGGAGCCUACACCCCAGGGUCAAGGUGGAUGGAGCCUCAGCCCCCGAAGGGAAAGCGUAAAAUGUGGAUCAUUAUGGGGACCAUUGUCGGUUUGAUAGGUAUUGCUGUCAUUGCCAUUGCAGUUGGGAUUGUUGUGUCCCACAACAAGAAAAACAACAACAACUUGUCUUCGUCUGUCUCUGGAGUCUCGUCAAACUCUACUGUGCAACAGACAGAUCCUGGCGAUCCGAGCAAGUUCACCAAAGACCCAAAUUUCCAUCAAGCAUUCUGGGGGAUGGCAUACACUCCGGUUGGUUCGCAGACGCCGGACUGUGGAAACUCUUUAGCUGCCGUGAUCCAAGACAUCCAGAUCAUGUCGCAAUUAACUACUCGUAUCCGCCUUUAUGGUGCUGACUGCAAUCAAUCUGCUUUGGUGCUUGAAGCGAUUAAGCAAACCAAGGUCAACAUGAAAGUUUGGUUAGGAAACUAUGUAAUUGCGACGGAUAACAAUGCGGCAUACAACCGCCAACGAGACACCAUCAAACAAGCCAUUCAAACGUAUGGCACGGACAACAUCGGAGGAAUCACUGUUGGAAACGAAUUUGUUCUCAACUUCCUAACAAACGGUAAUCAAGACCCCAACAGCGCACAGGGUGACCAGGCCGCUGCCAUCUUGGUUCCUGAUAUUCAGGAUACUCGAGCCAUGCUUCAAUCAUUAGGUGUCAGCAUCCCCGUGGGUAACUCCGAUGCUGGUAGCUACUUUAAUAAUAAAAUCUUGGAGGCUGUUGACUACGGAAUGGCAAAUGUGCAUCCUUGGUUUGCAGAUGGUGUUACUGUUGACGCAUCUGCUGCUUGGACAGCUGACUUCUUCCAGAACCAGGAUGUGGAUUUAGCUAACACCUUGCCUAACAGGCCGCAGAUGUAUAUCGCUGAGACUGGAUGGCCAACUAAAUCAUCGGAUGCUGCUCACGCCAAUUCACUGGGAGGAUCACCCGCAUCUGUUGCCGGUCUCCAGACAUUCCUUGACACCUUUGUAUGCCAGGCUAACGCGAAUGGUACACAAUACUUCUUCUUCGAAUUCGCUGAUGAGGACUGGAAAGACAAGCAAUUCGGCGGUGUCGAAGGAUGGUGGGGACUUUUCAAUCAAGACCGAACCCUGAAGAACGGAAUAAAAAUCCCAAACUGCCAGUCUCCCUGA
Messenger RNA from Psilocybe cubensis, 1503 nucleotides. RefSeq lists its product as uncharacterized. Gene Ontology annotation, molecular function: hydrolase activity, hydrolyzing O-glycosyl compounds. The coding region runs from base 1 to 1503 and encodes 500 amino acids. NCBI's taxonomy places the organism in Eukaryota, Fungi, Basidiomycota, Agaricomycetes, Agaricales, Agrocybaceae. The transcript is spliced from 14 exons. Gene Ontology annotation, biological process: carbohydrate metabolic process. The record is from RefSeq and is a predicted model, not a curated record.